CAAUUCAGAAGUAAAGCACAUCAAGGUGACCACAUCAGAUGGUUUAUUCCGUGUGACAGACAAGAAGGCCUUCAAGUCAUUACUGGAAUUGGUGGAAUUUUACCAGCACAAUUCCCUAAAGGAAUGUUUUAAGACGAUGGAUACAGCUUUGCAAAAUUCUUUCCAAGAACCAGAAAAAAGAACCAUUCCUAAGUUUUCAGGGGCAAGUUUGAAGUGCUUUGGGACAGCAAAGGCCCGUUACGAUUUCUCAGCCCGGGAUCGAUCGGAACUGAGCUUGAAAGAAGGAGAUGUGGUUAAGAUCAUCAAUAAGAAAGGAUCACCUGGAUGGUGGAAAGGAGAAGUAUACGGCAGGGUCGGUUUUUUCCCAGCCAACUACGUGGAAGAAGAUUAUUCCGAUUACUGUUACUGAAGCUUCAGCCUUCUGUGGGUACUCCACCGAUGAUACAAAGGAGACUCUCUCUCAAGAUAAAGGUCACUUCUCUGUGGCUUUCUGCGUCCAGAACCUCACUGGAGGGGUGCCCUAAUAAUCUCAAAGUAUUAACUUUCUGAGUUCAACUCUGGCAACAUUGUAUUCUUUUAUAUAAACAAGAUUCUUUCCAAUAUAAUCAAGAAUUGAUUUGUCUGUAUUUAUUAAUACAGUUUAAAAAUAUUCUCAAGAACA
This is a messenger RNA of Chiloscyllium plagiosum (whitespotted bambooshark), 661 nucleotides long. Lineage: Eukaryota; Metazoa; Chordata; Chondrichthyes; Orectolobiformes; Hemiscylliidae. The record is from RefSeq and is a predicted model, not a curated record.